CAUCACGGGUGUGGGGGGCGUGCUGGCUAAGGGGGCACAUUUGGCUGAUGUUUUUGCGUGUAUGCGUUCAAGACAGCAAGCUUAAAUGCCACAAUGUACGAGGCCUACACUGCUUUCCCAAUCAUCAAGAAGAUGCCAUUGAAGGUUGAGUCCGUAGCUGCGCACGGAGACAAGCUGUAUUUGGGGACGAAGGACGGUCACCUACUUGUUUACACCGUUGUCGUGAAAGAUAGCGCCGACGGUCCGAAGUUCGCUGUCAAUCUGGAUUUUUCCAACAAAGUUUUCGCCAAGAAGCCGAUCACCCAACUUUGCGACAUUCCCGAGCUGAACUUGCUCAUUAGCUUGUCUGACGGCUCCCUGAGUGUGCAUCAUCUCAGCCUCGAGCCUAACACACCACCCAUCGACUGCCCAGCUUUGGCCAAGUGUAAAGGAUGCACAUUGUUUGCUGUCAAUGUACAGGAGAAGACAACGCUUACGGGUGAAGUCAAAAUAACUCUCAUGUUGUGCGCGGCUGUGAAGCGCAAGCUUGAACUGUUUUACUGGAAAAACAAUACCUUCUGCGAGCACCCGCAAGGCCUGUGCGUUCCCGACACUCCGCGAUCUAUUGUGUGGUGUGGUGACGAAUCUCUUCUCGUAGGGUUUAGAUCCGAAUACAAUAUCCUAAAGCUGUGUGGGGAGACGAAACAACUUUUUCCUACAGGAAAGCAACCGGAACCGCUCUGUGUGAAGCUAAAAGAAAAUAGCUUUGCUCUCAGUAGAGAUGACAUGACUAUCUUCGUAAAUCGCGAAGGUCAGCCAACGCACAAGUAUGCAGUUACUUGGUCAGAACCGCCGAUUUCUCUCUGUUAUGACCACCCGUAUCUCUUAAGUGCACAGUCGUUCGGUGUCGAGGUGCGGACAGUGGAACCGCGAGCUCUAAUUCAGAAGGUAAACUUCCUGAAACCGAAACUUCUCCGGCUGUGCAAGAAAGGCCAGCUGUACGUUAUAGCGCCAAGUGGUGCAGUCUGGUGCGUUCUGCGGACUCGCGUGCAGGACCAAAUUCCGCAAGUUCUUAAGGACAAGUGCUUUGAACUGGCUUUGAAGCUAGCUGAUCUGUCCGACCAGACUGAAGAGGAACGCAAUGCAAGCAAGCGCCACAUCCAGAACCUGCAUGCUUUCGACCUUUUCUGUAAGAAAAAAUUUGAAGAGUCCCUGAACAUCUUUAUGGAUCUUGAAACUGAUCCAUCACAUGUCAUAGGCCUUUUCCCAGAUCUUUUGCCUGAGGACUAUCGUAAUUCUAUCUCGUACCCUGAUAAGGCACCGGAUCUCAGAGAUAGUGAUCUGGAGGCUGGUCUUUAUGCACUUGUAGACUACUUGGUUCAUGUCAGAUGCAAAUUGCUUUCAUACAACCAACAGGAGCCGGCUCUUACUGGCAUAGUGCAAGGCAGCAAGACAGUAAAAAGCAAGAAGCAGCUGCUACAGAUUAUUGACACCACAAUGCUCAAGUGCUACCUUGAAACCAACGUGGCAUUAGUAGCCUCGCUGCUACGCCUCCCAGACAACUUCUGUCAUCUGGACGAGUGUGAGCGCGCCCUCAAGAAGCAUCAAAAACUUAGUGAGCUCAUCAUAUUGUACCAGCAGAAGAACCAGCAUGAAAAGGCACUUGAUUUGCUCAUGAGAGAGGCACACAAGGCAGACUCACCCCUGAAAGGCCAUGAAAGGACUGUUGGCUACCUCCAGCACUUGGGCAGAAAGCACAUGGAGCUCAUACUGCGUUACUCAUUAUGGGUGCUUGAAGAGCACCCGGAGGAAGGUCUCAAGAUUUUCGUUGAAGAUCAGCAAGAGAAAGAAGGUGAAGCCUUGCCGCGAGAUAUAGUGCUCGACUUCUUGUCCAAAAAAGCACCACACCUAGUUAUACCUUACCUUAAACACGUCAUCCAUAAAUGGAAUGAUGAUACUGAAAUGUUUCACAACACACUCAUUCACAAAUACAUUGAAUCUGUGCGGUCUUUGCUUUCUCAGCAACAUUCUCUUGUUGGUCCUGGUGAGCCAGGCUCAGUGGGAAAACUGCGUAAAGAAUUGGUACAUUUUUUGGAUGCCUCUGACAGGUACACAGCUGAAAACUUUCCCACACACUUGUUAAGCGAUGGGCUGUUUGAAGAGGCAGCUGUCGUGAUGGGCAAGCUUGGACGACAUAGUGAAGCCCUUGAGGUCUACAUAUAUGUAUUAAGGGACCCAUCCAAGGCAGAGCAGUAUUGUGCAUCACAAUACAGCCGCAAUCCUGAGCGCAAUCGAGACGUAUUCCUUAUACUGCUUCAGAUGUACUUGCAGGCUCCUGAUGAAGGUUCCAGGGUUCUGGAUCUGUGUAGACGUACUGUAGCUAACAUUGCAGGGUUGCCGUCUCCCUUAACAAUUCCCAAAAGCUGUCGUGAACAAAACUUGAAAGGUGCGCUCAAAAUAUUAAUGGAUCACGUGAAAGAAAUUGACCCAUUGCGUGCCCUCCAAAUGAUACCUGGGAAUGUGCAGGUGGAAGACGUUCGAGAUUUUCUCCGAGAGGUGUUAGAUGGUUGCACCAAAGAGCUGCAUGCGGCUGGUCUGCAGAGGUCACUGCUGUUUGCCGAGCACUUGCAGGUCAAAGAGCGUUGCAUACGUGUCAAGUCGCUGAAGAUAACGCUAACGGAGCUUGAUGUUUGCUAUGUGUGUCAAAAGAGGAUAGGAAGCAGUGCCUUUGCCAGGUAUCCAGAUGGUGCAGUAGUUCAUUACUCUUGCCGAGAAGGGUAUGAGUCAAGGUUGGCAUCAUGAGGCACUGCCUUAGUGAUUAGUCAUAGUUGCUCCUAGACCAAGUUUUUAGCAUUCGUCAGUGCCCUGUGCCUACAGUUUCUGUGGGAAGUUAUGCACUAGUAUGUUGUGGUGCUUGUGCGGACUUGUAAAACAUGCACAAGCUUGGGAGUGAAUGUUUCUGUGAUAUUUCAUGCCUUCUCUGUAAUCCUGUGCAAAUGUGCCAGUAUGGGCCUUGCUACAUUUUCAUGCUCUAUGUAAAACUUGUGUAUGGGAACUACAAGGUGCUCAAUGUGAACUUUUGUAGAGGCACAAAAGCUCCUGUAUGUAUUUUAGUUGAUAGCUAAAAUGACAAGUUUGCCAUGGUUAGUUUUGUUUUAUGAGCAGUAGCUAGACUUGACUGAAAUGAAUAAAAUAGAAUUACAUUGUUGUUUUACGAAAAUAGACAUGUGCUCAUUCACUGUCAUUUGUAUUAAGGACUUUCUGAAAAGUGUCUUGCCUAAACAUAGUGCAAUAACAAUCAUGCAGUGAAGAUAACCUUGUUUUAUAGCAGAGAAUCCAAAUAGUUGUAAAGUUUUUGCAUGUUAAUACAGUUGAAAGAAGGAAAUGCUGUGCGAGUGUGACUAACAUAAAAAUUAUGUAUCCUAGCACAGACAUCUGCUUCAUGCCAUUUUCAAGCACCAAGCAGAUGCGUACUCUUCAUGUGAUGACAAAUUAUUUCAACAUGAAGUAAUGUUCAGUGACUUAUUUAGCCUGUUUUGACAUAUGUAUUUUGUUGCAUCAAACAUUUCCAGGAAGUCUGAUUAUGUAAGCUUUUUUUUUUUUUAAUUCAUUUCUCAUACAUUAAAUAGGUGACAGGUGAGAAUGAAAUGUAGAAUAAUUUCAGCCAAUGAUGACAGUGAAAAUAGAAAAUUAAUCCAAUGAUUGCAUAACAUGGACCCUACUCUGUACAGACAGCUUAAAAAGCCAGAUGACCUGUAAUGCCCUGUCAAAGAAUUUUGUUCAUAGUAAAAAAAGUGCUAUGCUUAAAUUUAUAUACCUCUCGCAGCUGCAUAGUUUUGUACACUGUACUUUACAAAGUUAGUUUCAGAAAAAAGAUGGUGUUGCUUGUACUUGUGUUACUUCUGAGGAUGUGAUCCUGGUGCAAUUUAGGUGUUGGAAACCCUUUUUUAUGCUAUUUAUCAAUCCCUCUGGUGUGAACCAGUGGUGCUGCAGUGAAUAGUAAAUGCUUGCAUAGCAUGCACUACCUUGUUAUGUAUGAUAAUGAGCUCAAAUGAUAAUGUAAGGUAGUGGAAAAGGAUAAACAUAAUUAUAUUUAUUUUGUGAGCCUCCAUGGCAUUCCUUAUAGCCUUCUGCCACAGUGUUAAAAUGUGAAGUUGCUUUCAUACAUACAAAACACUUGAGCUAACUGUUCACUGCAAGUGUUCUCUUCUUUGACAUAUGAUGUUGCUAUUGCAGGCUUAAGUACAGAACAUGACAUAUAUUGCAGAGGUUUUCAAAGGAACCUGCUUUUUCUGUUCACUGGAGGGCCAUUUUAUUGCACUCAACUAAACUUGGAAUUUUUCCGCAUGUUACAUUAAAAUGAAUGGGCAUGAAA
This is a messenger RNA of Rhipicephalus microplus (southern cattle tick), 4354 nucleotides long. It is a transcript of the gene Vps39, whose product is annotated as vacuolar protein sorting 39. Gene Ontology annotation, biological process: autophagy; vesicle-mediated transport; intracellular protein transport. NCBI's taxonomy places the organism in Eukaryota, Metazoa, Arthropoda, Arachnida, Ixodida, Ixodidae. Gene Ontology annotation, cellular component: cytoplasm; membrane. The record is from RefSeq and is a predicted model, not a curated record.